This is a messenger RNA of Durusdinium trenchii, 1299 nucleotides long. NCBI's taxonomy places the organism in Eukaryota, Dinophyceae, Suessiales, Symbiodiniaceae. The record is from the annotation of a GenBank genome assembly.
AUGUCCAUUGUGGGGCGCUUCCGUUUGUUCGUGCCGGGCGCCGUGGCGAAGGCCGCGCCCAAGCUGGGUCAGGCGUUGGGCCCUUUGGGCAUCAACAUGGUGGCCUUCUGCAAGGAUUUCAAUGCGCGGACCACGAAAGUUCGACCGGAAGUGCCCAUUCAGGCCACCUUGGUGCCGCGAACGGAUCGGACGUACAAGUUCUUCAUCCGCUCGCCCUAUUCGCCCUGGUUUUUGUUGCGGUGUGCGCGGCUACCCAGAGGCAGCAGUGUGGGCAAUGGCGGCCCGCCGGUGGGAAAUAUUACAUUUAAAGAGCUCUAUCACAUCGCCAAGGCGAAAAGCAUGGAUCCUCAGCUUAUUGGCAUUCCGACACGAACCAUUUGCCUGGGUCUGAUGCGGACAGCCAAGCAGAUGGGCAUCAAGGUGACGAGAGAACUGGAACCGGAAUUCGCGAAGCGCAAUGACGAGCCAGUGGAAGGGUUGGAAGAGAGGAGGAAGCAACUGCGGCUCUUGAACAAAGACGAGCCGUGCGACCCAGCAGCCGUGGAGGCGCGUGCCGAGGAGGUGCAACGCCUCCGCGAUGCCUUGGGCAGCGAUGUCCAUCCACAAUUGGGUUUGCCCUGGCUUAGAUAUGGCAGUGCGCUCCUCCGCAUGACAGAACGAGGCAUUGCUGGUGAAGAGCAGAAAGCUCGCUCUGCCGAAGCAUCGCUCCAGGGGCUUCUUGGGACUGCUUGUGGCGGUGAGGAGUCGUGUGCCCGUGCAAGCUACGAGGAGUUGGAGGAAGAUUUGGAAGUGGCGUGGGAAACAUUGGAGACAGCAAGGAAAUGCCUGGAGCAGGACAAAGAGCCUUCGUCAUCAUCUUUGCUGGCCCAGUGUCACCUUCGCUUGGUCGACCUCCUGGUUUUGCAGGGGCACAAAGGCUUGGCAGUCGAAGAGUGCAAGAAGGCAGUUGAAUGCUGUCAGACAGAUCAAGAAAAGGCUUCAGCCCAGUCUCGUUUGGCAGACGUCGAGUUCAUGGCGAAGCUGAGAGACGUCGUCAACGAGAACGAGACCGGCGAAGAGGUGAAGUGCCGCGAGUCCGGCAGGGUGUGGCCGCUGAAACGGCUGGUAGGCGACCGGAAGAUGUCGGCGACCCUGCUAGCUGGGCAGGUUCCUGUGAGGAAGCGACCCCGAAGCAACGCCACUGGUGCGGCGACUGGCGCGACUGCGCCGGAAGAAAUCGGUGCAGGGGAGUGUUGGAGGGAGUGGCAGAUGACCGACUCGACCUUAGCAACGAGCAACUUCGAUUUUCAGGAUUGUUAG